AUAGGCGCACGCAGUCGCAAUCUAAAUAUUAGCUUCAUAAACAUAAAAGUUGUGUGUGCUAAAGAGUAAAUGCGUGUUUUACCUAUAACAUAAAAAGUUAAUAUACAAUUACACAUAUCGCUGGCCGUCCAUUAAUGCUUAAGGGAAAAUCAAAAUGAUGGGCAUACAGUUGUUUAAUGAACUCGGCAGUAUUUUUCGUAAUACUCCCACAUAUGCGCUGGUGCUGGAGACUUUGCUGCUGAUCACGGUGAUUGCAUUGCUCUUGCAUAAACGUGGCGGUCGCGGGCUGUCCAAGGAGCAGCAGGAGUCUCUAAUUGAACAGUAUGAACCGGAGCCUUUGGUCGCCGACACAGAUCCGGAUCAUCCGUUGUUACGCACUCGCCUUGUUGAGUCGAGGGUGGGCAAGCGCAUAGUGGUCAAUGGGCAUAAUUGCCUAAAUCUGGGCUCCCACAACUAUUUGGGCCUGCUCGAGGACGAUGAGAUCCUGGAGGAGGCGUGCAAGUGUCUACGCAAAUACGGCGUCGGUUCGUGUGGCCCGCGUGGCUUUUACGGCACCAUGGAUGUGCACCUGGAGCUGGAGGAUCGCUUGGCCAAGUUCAUGGGUCUGGAAGAGGCAAUAGUCUACUCCUAUGGCUUCUCCACUGUGGCCAGCGCCAUACCCGCCUAUGCUAAGCGUGGCGACAUCAUCUUUGUCGAUGAAGCCGUCAACUUUGCCAUACAAAAGGGCCUGGAUGCCUCGCGCAGUACCAUUGUGUUCUUCAAACACAACGAUGUGCAGGACUUGGAGCGCUCGCUACAGCAACAGGAGAAACGUGAUCAGCAGAACCCGAAGAAGGCGCAAAAGACGCGGCGCUUCCUGGUCGUCGAGGGCAUUUAUAUGAAUACGGGCAAGCUGUGCCCGCUGCCAGAGCUGGUAGAGCUGCGCAAGAAGUACAAGUUGCGCCUAUUCCUAGACGAGACCAUAUCUUUUGGCACCUUAGGCCAAACUGGCCGCGGCAUAACCGAGCACUUCAAUGUCAACCGCGAUGAAAUCGAUUUGAUAUCGGCGAGCAUGGAGGGCUCCAUGGCCACCAUUGGCGGUUUCUGUGUGGGCUCGCAUUUCAUAGCCGAGCACCAGCGUCUGUCCGGCUUGGGUUACAUCUUCUCCGCCUCGUUGCCGCCAAUGCUAACCCAAGCGGCGAUCUCAGCAUUGGAUCGCUUCGAGCGCGAACCGCAAAUCUUUAGCCAGCUGCAGGAGAGAUCGCGCCAAGUGCAUACACAAUUCAAAUUAUUUACAAAAUUGAAGUUGGGCGGCGACGAGCUGUCACCUGUGAAGCACUUGUACCUGGCCGAAGACCGUGAGAGCUUUGAAGUAGAGAGCAAGCUGCUCAGCCAAGUGUCAGACAAGUGCAUUGAACGAGGCGUGGCCGUCGUGGAAGCCGCCUAUUUGCGGAACAGGGAACACAAGCCGAUUCGUCCGAGUCUUCGCAUUGUUGUUAAUCGAUUGCUGACCGAUAACGACAUUCGGGAGACCUUCGAUAUUAUUGAAGCCGUUUCCAUUGCUGAGCUUUAAGUUCGGUCGGUUUUCUUCAAUUGAAUUCAUUGCGUUCCUAGUUUAUUUUUGUUGACCUAUGACAAAAGCUCAGCACAUGCUUUUAAAA
Drosophila arizonae is the source of this 1640-nucleotide messenger RNA. RefSeq names its product serine palmitoyltransferase subunit I (gene Spt-I). Gene Ontology annotation, molecular function: pyridoxal phosphate binding; serine C-palmitoyltransferase activity. The record is from RefSeq and is a predicted model, not a curated record. Gene Ontology annotation, biological process: ceramide biosynthetic process; sphingosine biosynthetic process. Lineage: Eukaryota; Metazoa; Arthropoda; Insecta; Diptera; Drosophilidae. Gene Ontology annotation, cellular component: endoplasmic reticulum.